CAAAUGGAGUCAGCACUCGAGUGGCUUUGGGACGUUAUUGUACAUCCUGUCCUCGAAGCACUGGGGUUCCAGAGACCUAUCCAGGACGACAAAUGGCCCCGUAUCUGGUGGAUCCCUACGGGGCAUCUAAGCCUCUUUCCGCUUCAUGCAGCAGGACGCCAUAUGGAAAAGUCUGCUGAGACAGUCCUUGAUAGGGUCAUGUCAUCAUACAGUCCCUCAAUCAAAGCACUGCUUUAUGGGCGCCAGCACAGCAAGAAAAACGUAGGGUAUACAGCGAAAAAGAUGCCCUCUUAGUCUCUAUAAAAGAUACGCCCGGCCAGCCGAGCCUCGAUUUCGCCGCAAAGGAAAUAGCUAAGAUAAAAAACUCUGCCCGUUAAUGCAGCUGAAUCCAGUUGAGCUACCACAGAAGAGCCGGGAGGAGAUCAUAAGAUACCUACUUACGUCAAGGAUCUUCCAUUUUGCUGGGCGCGGACACUCAAACCCUGUCGAGCCUUCGCAAAGCAGCUUGCUCCUUAGCGACUGGCAGGAAAGUCCUUUGACUGUAGCAGAUCUCCGAGACCAGAGGCUGCAAGAGAACUCGCCGUUCCUAGGAUACCUUUCCGCCUGCUCAACUGGCACGAAUAAUGCAGAGCAACUGGCUGAUGAAGCGAUCCAUCUUGUCAGCGCUUUCCAACUUGCUAGCUUCAGACACGUUAUAGGAACACUCUGGGCAGUAUCCGACAGCCAUUGUGUCGAUGUAGCGGUAACUCUAUAUGAGACGCUUAGGGACGAAGGCAUGACUGAUGAGGCGGUAUAUCGAGGGCUACAUCUGGCGCUUCGUGCACUUCGAGAUAAUAAUAGGGAUCUGGAAUAGAGAAGAGAC
Molecule: messenger RNA, 862 nt
Organism: Aplosporella prunicola CBS 121167
Lineage: Eukaryota; Fungi; Ascomycota; Dothideomycetes; Botryosphaeriales; Aplosporellaceae
Exons: 1
Coding region: 377-853 (158 amino acids)
Source: RefSeq, a predicted model, not a curated record